UCAAAUACUGUGCUCGUAUUGGUAUUUAAUGUUAAUGAUAUCUGUGUUGUGCUGCGUUCAUUGUUUGUUCUUCUUUCUCUUUUCAUUCAUUCACCGAUUUUUCAUUUUAUCCAAAUGGAAAAUUGAAAAUAAAGAAGAGGCAAACACACCGCACUCAGUGCAUUUCUCCCUUGGAUUCGCACAAACUGUUCGUCGGUAGAAUGAAAAGGACAUACAUUCAUAAUUCACAUUUACAUUUUGAAACAACAAAAUAUAUACUACGUUGAUGUUGAAAUAAAACUGAAUUGAAGUUAGUUGUGAUAUCGGUGUGAUUCUGGGACGUUCUUAAUCGGUGAAGAGAGAGGAAAAAAUACAAAAGGAUAGUAGAUCCGUUUUCCUGCUGUUCAAGGCCACAAAGCAAAAUCUGUUGAUUGUGGACACCACAAUUAUUUGUGGUGUCAGUACACUGCAAGAGUUCUACAUAAACACAAGUGUUUUCUCGAGACCGAUUGAUCGAAUUGGCUUUGCAAUAAUUCCGAAAAUUUGAGAUAUGUCAGGACCGUUUUUGUCACCGUUGCCGGGUGAUUUAUUGACUGAAUACAUGUUUGGUAGGAGACGUCAACGCCGCAAUCGAACCACCUUUACCCCAACGCAGCUACAAGAACUAGAAACUUUAUUCCAGAAGACUCACUAUCCAGACGUGUUCUUGAGGGAGGAAGUUGCGCUUCGAAUUUCACUGAGUGAAGCUAGAGUACAGGUGUGGUUCCAGAACCGUCGUGCCAAGUGGCGUAAGCAAGCAAGAUUAAGUCUGCUACAAGAUGCCUGGCGGCUACGUUGCCUUGGCUUGACAAAUUCAUCUUCAAUGAUGCCGAGUGAACAUCAACGACAAUCUCCCAAAACUGACGCAUCGCCAUCAUCUCCGAUCCCUCUGUUAACAGCACAAAGUUUAUCGAACUCAUCAAAAUCGAAAAUGGAUGACAUGAAAAUGUUAAAAGAUGCAUCUGAAGAUUACGCCCAAGGUCAAAAUAAAAACGAAGGUUUUACUUUGAUGCAUCCAGCCUUCCAAAAUGUCUUACACAAGCGAAAAUAUUAUGGCGCACAAGUCAUUGACACUACGUCGAUGUUCAAUAAAAAUUAUUCUGAUCGUGAUGAACGAAAUUGCAAUACAUUGACAGAUGUCGGUAGGAAAAUGGUCACCGACACUCAUUCAAACACGAAAAGAGGCGACCAUUUAAAAAAUGCCAAAAACGAUUGCAACAAUGGUGACGACUCAUCUGGUUCAUCGGAAGAGAUUGAUUUAACUACCAACGGCUGCAUCGACUUCUCCAAUAACAACAACGACAUAAACAGUAGUCAGAAUAGAAAAAGUGAAAAAUGUUCCAUCAACUUUUAGAAAUGUGGUUUUCUUAAGUUAUCUUGAAGUCAGUUUCAGUCAUUUGCUUGCAAUUUUUAAUCAAUAUCGAAAACCAGUACACUUAAAACCUAAUGAAACACGCAUUUAUCAGGAUUUUUAUUUGACAACAUUCAUUGAUACAUAUUCUCAUAUAUGAACACAAAACUUAACCAAGUAAAUCAUGAACAUAAUACAUAUAAUCCAAUCAAUUGAAUCUCCUUUUAAUAUUGAAAAAGAAAAUAAGAAGAUUGUAU
This is a messenger RNA of Sitodiplosis mosellana (orange wheat blossom midge), 1626 nucleotides long. RefSeq names its product diencephalon/mesencephalon homeobox protein 1. The transcript has 4 exons. Gene Ontology annotation, molecular function: DNA-binding transcription factor activity, RNA polymerase II-specific; RNA polymerase II transcription regulatory region sequence-specific DNA binding. Bases 530 to 1372 code for a protein of 280 amino acids. NCBI's taxonomy places the organism in Eukaryota, Metazoa, Arthropoda, Insecta, Diptera, Cecidomyiidae. The record is from RefSeq and is a predicted model, not a curated record. Gene Ontology annotation, biological process: regulation of transcription by RNA polymerase II.